GACUGGAAAGUUUUGAUGAUGAGGUAUAUAAAGCGUCUCACCAUUGGUACGGUUCUCCUAACCUCAGCGUAAAAUGAUUUUCGGUUUCUUUUGCCCCAAGUGCAAAAUCUCUGUCAGGACGUGUGUGAAGUACUGGAACUCUGCAGUGGUGUAGAGAUCUGAAACCCCCUUGGACUAUCUCUGAAGUGUGGGGCCGGCCGGAGCUGAGCCCAGGCACACGAUGGCAGGCGGGCACCCGCGGAGGAGCAGCCCUUGCUAACACUCCCCCCCGACCCUGGCUGACCCGCUCGCCCCGCCCCCUCGCAGCAGCAUGGCCAAUCACGUGGAGCUGCUGAACGAGCUGCAGCAGUUGGAGAAGGUGCCGAGUCUGGAGCGGCUCCGGGCGGCACAGAGGCGGCGCUCACAGCAGCUGAAGCGCUGGGCGCUCUAUGAGAAGGAGAUGCAGAGCAGGAAGCGCAAGGCCGAGAAACGGCGGGGGGGCCUGCCCCCCCCCUCCGCCCUGGACGGCCGGAAGCGCGUGUCCUUCUCCGCCAGCGUGGCCCUGCUGGAGGCCUCCGCACGCAACGACUCCGAGGAAGUGUCCAUCGAUCCUUCACCUGCCUUCACUGAGCACACACAAGGCUUUGAAUCUCCAGGAGCUGCUCUCGCUUGGUGCUUUUAAGUCAGCUUCAGGGACUUGGAGUCUAGCCCAGCAGCCUGCCAUUGGUUGUUUUGGAUAAGCUUAUCUGUCCC
Molecule: messenger RNA, 732 nt
Organism: Conger conger (European conger)
Lineage: Eukaryota; Metazoa; Chordata; Actinopteri; Anguilliformes; Congridae
Product: protein phosphatase 1 regulatory inhibitor subunit 16B-like
Exons: 3
Coding region: 311-661 (116 amino acids)
Biological process (GO): establishment of endothelial barrier; regulation of sprouting angiogenesis
Cellular component (GO): cytoplasm
Molecular function (GO): enzyme inhibitor activity; phosphatase regulator activity
Source: RefSeq, a predicted model, not a curated record